Messenger RNA from Cetraspora pellucida, 125 nucleotides. Lineage: Eukaryota; Fungi; Glomeromycota; Glomeromycetes; Diversisporales; Gigasporaceae. The record is from the annotation of a GenBank genome assembly.
AGAAUAAUGAUGUUAAUUUAGAUGAGUCAGAAUCUAAUGAUAUAGAUUUUAAUAAAGAUUUACCUCAGUCUCUUACAUUAUCACAAACUAGCAUUCAACCUUUAGUUAAUGAAAAUUCACCUUAG